UUUAUACAUAACAAUAGAGACAUUACUCACUGAAUUUAUCACAUCAACGACACACGUUUCCUCGUGUAAAUGCAAGUGCUACUGUCUUAACAACUUGCUUCAUCUACUUAAAAUAGUCUGUCGGUCUUUUCUGUUUCUCACAUUUUAUAGGCACAUUAAUUCUCAAAGUCCCCUGCUCGCUUGACGUCUAGGGCUUGUGGUUCUUCAGCAUCAACAUUGUCGAGGUUUAAUUUCAUUUGCUGUUUCUUAUAAUAAAGCUUGAAAUUCUUUAUGAUCCCGGCAUCUAGUGGCUGAAUGUGCGAUGUGGUGUUUGGUGGCAAAAAGUGACAUUUCACAUUAGUUGGGUCGACAGUAGCAUGGGAUGGGCGGGGUACACAACGAUGAAUAAAAACGUAAAACGAUUUCGGUCAGUGUUCUUUGAUGACCACUUACAGGUUACUCUAGAAAGUCCAAUGUUUAUUUAUCAUUUAAGACAGAUUCGAUUAGGCGUAAAAGGCAAAAUAGCGGUGAAAAUUAUAUGAAUGAAUUCCUGAAAAUCGGUGAUGACACCAGGUGUUGUGACAAAACAGUAGGCAUGCCCUGCCCUACUUGUAGCACCCACCACUCACACAAUUUGCAUAAAAAGUUGUUGCCCGAGACGACACAGAGGCACUCCUGCUAUGCGACUAGUCAACCAGUGAUACCAGCAAGUCACCGUGACAUGAUAUCUAACAUUGUUCAACUCACUCAAAUAUGACAAAGCAGUCCGCCAACCAGGUCACUGUGACUUGUUAAUCACUAUGGAAACACUGAAAGAAAAAUCUGACCUGGGAGAAGGAAAACGAAAGUACGAAUGACGUAACGACAUUUUGUGAAAAUGCAUCUGUUAUGGACAUCGCUCUCGAUGUAAAGACAAGCAUUUCGGCAAAAUGUUUAUUGUGUUUACUUUAAAGAGAGUUUUAAGAAAUUAUUGAUGCUGGAUAAUACGCAUAGGAAAGUAUAACAACACGGAUAUAACUAUACACGUUCUAAAAUCCUUCAUACGUAUUAAUACAUCUGGGCCUGGAGCGGUAGCUCUGGGAAGAUGUGCCCAGAUAGGUACCUGUUUGGGUUUAUGGGGUAAAGUGUUUUACAUCCUAUAGUUGAAUUUUAAGUUAAUACAAGAAAUAAAUUAAAUUUGAUUAGAAAUGUAUGCCAUGUCAACCUUAUGAAGAAUCUAUGGGAUGUCAUUCUGAUGUAUCAUCGAUGUGUGACGUCCCGAACAUGAAUGACGUCAUGUUUGAUUUUAAACACUCUUCAUAAUGCUUCAGAUGACAAAUCAGCGUUUUAAAUCUUUCAAAUAUCGCAAACUUAUUACACUCAUGUUUUUCAACUUUUUUAGUGAUACUACAUACCACUAGCAUUCUGCUUUGUGUUGACGAUUUUCCAAGUAGUUGUAAUGUAAGCUUUAUAUCAUAUUAUUUUCAUUACGUAUUAAAUGUGUGGGCGUAUUUGUGUUUAUUAGAAGUGAGACCUGGUUCGCGCAGAGCUUAAUAUAGUUGAACUUUUAAAAGCUCUGGUUUGCUGCCGUCUUGUAUGUGUUUACCUGAGUGACAAAUAGUAUACAUUAGGAAUUUUAAAUUAUUGCUUUUAUUGGUACUCACAGUUUGUUAACGUUAGUUACUGUAUAUUUUGAGAAGGUAUUAAUUUACUUUUGAUAACACAAAACAUAACAACAAGAAGAGGUACAUUAAAUCAAAGUUGUUAAGGGACAGGAUCUCCUUCAUGAUCAGAACCGUUCAAUGUCGGCAUUUUCGAGCGACAGGAGUGGAUUUUUCAAUGAUUUACAUACGUUUCGGCCCACACUAACGAUAGGCUGGAUUUAAGGUUGUACACAGAGGCAUAAUACCAUAUAUGGGACAAUAAUGGGAUCUACGACCUUUGAAUGGGUGCAUGUGGUGUUGGACCUACUUGUUAGUGUUAAGUAUGGUCGGCCAAAUGAAUUAUAGACAAGUUUUGAUCGACCAAUAGCUGUUGGAAAACCUAAUUUAAAGCGAGGGCGUUCUAUUUAUAAUGCCACAGUGAUCGACCUGUACUUGUUGAGGACAACGUGUGGCAAACACUUUAUCCGAUUUAGCCAGUUAAAAGGUACGCUGAAAGUUCACAGUUCACAUACACGCCCAUCACACGAUUCAUAUCCCACCGUUGAUUGGUUAGUGUGUGGACAUUGACUUGUAUGUGAAAUCUAUACCUGACGCCAACUCACGAUGUCGACUGACGUGGAUCUCUUACCCCGAACUGCGUUAUCUGUUUGCGACACAUUUCAGCUGUGCUCGCCUAAGAGGAUAAAUCCCGUAGUCAUGAAAUGUAGUCAUCGUACAGUGUUUUCCAUUGGGUGUUUCUGACUAAUAUACAGAAUAUGUUUACAUUUUAACAUAUCAACAGUGUGCCCUUGAACAUAACAUGUUGACCUUCCUCAAUGUCGUUUCUAAGAGAUUGCCAGAUGCUAUCAUUACAAACUCUUGAAAGUGGUUUGUCUAGAGACGAAUUCCGAGAACAUACCAAUGUGUCACACCCGGAUGUGGCGUAACGAAACAUACCCGGAGACCAGGAAGGAUACCGCAGCCGCGUUGCACACGGGGAUCGAUACGGCUCAGUGGAUUCUUCCUCCAAGCUCAACAAACAAGGAAGAAUGGUGUUCUCUGUUCCGCCAAGAGAUCAUUGUCCAGCGUUCGUGCCAUCUGGAGCGUAUCCCAGUCGAGCAAUGACCCGGAAAUUGAAGAAAGAAACUUUAUCCUUAAAACACAAGUACAACACGGAUAACGCGAAAGAUAUUUCUUACAACUGUAGCUUUGUCCCAAACAUACCAGCAAAAAUAGACAUAUCUUAUCUUGUCCACUGUAUGGAGAAAAAGGGGGAUAAAUUGGAUGCAUGUCACGUUGAAAAUACUUGCAGUACAGUUGUACAUUCAACCGCAAAGCCUAGUUUUUCUAUUACAAAAAAUGCAUAUCUUUAUAGAGGCAAUGAUGUUUUAGUGAAAUAUAUGAGAUCCUUAUCACAGGACAGAGAGGAAGUAAAACCAACAGAGUCCACUGAAAUUGAACGUAUCUUGAAAGGAAUAGUAAAGAAUUCUUCCGAUCAUAGUUCAAGAAACAACUUUAUGAACAACAUUAUUGUUUCACCUUUUUUAUCACUUCAAACAUACUUUGAGGGCAUUGUUAGAGGGGAAGCUCUGCAAGACGAUGAUAUGAGAUAUGAAGCCUUGCGCCUGAAAUCAUUUCAAGGAAUCAGCGUUUCUGUCUCCUGCCUCCGCCUUGCAUCAUCAGGGUUCUUCGCUACUGGGUUAGGUGAUGAGGCAAGAUGCUUUAGCUGCGAUAUGAGGUAUAAACAUUGGCUAGCAACUGACGACCCGAGACACAUACACAGACGGAUCUCCCCUGCCUGUAGACACAUCAAUGGGAGUGACAGCAGAAGCGUACCCAUAUCUAUUACUGCUGGCUCAGACAGGGUAUCGAUAUCCGCAUCAGUGGCCACAGCAACUCCUGGCGGGGACCAGACCUUGAACAAUCAUCAAGACCUGAACACAGAGAACAUAGGUACUUCGUCAACAGAACAUGCAUCUCAAGAAGAGAAUGGAGUCUACGACCAGGUCAGGGCUGCAGGCAUCCAGCAAGUAAACUGCAGUUCCAGGGAAGCAGAUAUAAUUCCAUCAAGUCAACACAUCUUUUGUCCGGAACAGUGUGCCCCUUCACAGCUGACAGAGGUGGAAGUAGCUUCAGGAAAUGCAGGACCUGCAUCUUCAACUCUUACAUUUGCCACCGCUGUCUACCCCCACUAUGAUGAUAGGGUAAAACGACUAAGCACCUUCAAGACCUGGCCGUCCAAUCACUGCAAGAAACCGGAAGUGCUUGUUCAAGUAGGCUUCUUCUUCGCAGGUUACUCUGACUGUGUGCGCUGUUUUGUCUGCGGUGUUGGUCUGAAGACCUGGGAGGAGGGGGAUGACCCCUGGGUGGAGCACGUGCGCUGGAGGUCAUCUUGUGCUUACAUACUAGCAUUCAGGGGAGAACAGUUUGUCCUCCAGACUCUGGGAUCACUGGGACAGAAGACAAAUACAACAGAUAUCAUUUCAAUGGAUGUCUGUCAGCGUGCACUGGGCAUGGGAUACAGCGAGGACACAGUUACCAGGGCAUUUCACCAGGUCAAAGCUACUCAUGAAGGGGGCAGAUUUCCUGAUCUUGCCGCACUGCUGGAGGUUUUGUUGAAGCAGCAAAGUGAGUCAGAAGGACUCACGGUCGACGCCGAUGCCAGUGCAAGAGGAACAAGGUAUGCCGAAGCCAAUUCUGGAGGAUCAAGAACUGCCAACUCAAGUUCAGAAGAAUCAAAAUCUUCUGCGAGUUGGAACAGACAGACUGAUAGAAUCAGGUGUUAUGGCGAAACUGGAGUAGCAGAGAAACGAGCCAGAGUCAAAGAGGAGACACAGCAACUGAAAGAGUCGAGCAUGUGUAAGAUCUGUCUGGAGGACCCUGCUAAUAUCGUCUUCCUCCCCUGUGGACAUCUGGUGGCAUGUGCCGUGUGUACACCAGCUCUAGAACGUUGCCCAGUCUGCAGGAUCCACAUUCGGGGAUCUGUUCGCGUCCAUUUGUCGGACAUGGCAUCACUAGCAUAAUAAUAUUGCCGUCUUAAGGCUGCACAUUGAUGUUCUUUAGUUAUCAGGAGGAUAGAUAUUCCAACUGAUCUUUAACUGGAUAAUUGAUAAAUUAUUGGAUUACUCUAAAUGGAAUGAAAAAGAGCUUAGUUUAGGUUUUAAUUUUUCAUUAUCUUGUGGUCCUUUUGUAAGAUGGACCAGAUGUGUGUUAACAUAGCAUUCGGAUAUCCCUGUAUAUAAUGUAGUAUGUUGGUGAUACCCAGAGUACACUCAGGUAGAACCGUUUAUACCAAUGAAGUUCUUUGUUAAAGCGAGUGGCGCUGUUAUGUUGUGUUUUAGGUAUCCCAAACAAAGCUUAAUAUGAACCCCUCUUUGUCAUAGACCCGUAAGUUGGUUUUCGGAUUGCUGUGGGUUUGAAAUAGGGUAAUGGGCUUCUCCAAUUGUAAGGUAAUGUGGAUACGUCUUUUGACAGUUAUGAAUAUGUUUACGCACAAUAUUUAAAUUAUGGACAAAAGACAAUUUUAUCUUCUUUACUACUUCAGCUAUUUCCCGCUGUGUGUUGCGAGUGAGGAACUGAGUAUGGUUUCACACCUCUUUUAGCAAUUUCCAGCAACAUCACGACCGGGGAGACCAGAAAUGGGCUUCACAUAUUGUAUUAUGUGGGCAAUCGACCCCUGGCCUGCAGCACGACGAGCGAACACUUUAAACAUAAGGCUACCUUAUCGCCCCUGUGUGCUGAUGACCGCCUCCGUGGUCUAGUGGUAGAGCGCCCGGAGAGCGGAAGGUUCGGGGUUCGAUCCCCGGCCGCGUCUUAACAAAAGACGUUAAAAGAUGAUACUUGUUGUUACCCUGCCUGGCGCUCGGCAUUAAGAGGCUAAAACAAGGACUGGUCGGCUUGGAGUCAGUAUACUGUGUCUGAGUGGGGAUUUCAUGUUAAACUGUGGCAUGGUAUCUCAGUGGGCUAGCGCUAUAAAUCGGCAUCAGUCCGGACGAGUACAAACAGCUACACACACACACUAUGCAAAUCGCUAUAAGUGCAGUAAUGUUGGACGCGACGUUAUACCCCAUUUCACCUCACCUCACCUGUGUGCUGAGAUACUAAGAUGCACUAUGAUCAGCACUGUUCAAUAGUUACUGGUUUGUUCAGGCGGUUCCUAACUGACUCAUAUUGGCAUUAUCCUAUUACUAGACAUAUUAGACAUUGGACUAAUAAAA
Haliotis rufescens (red abalone) is the source of this 5818-nucleotide messenger RNA. Its product is annotated as death-associated inhibitor of apoptosis 1-like. NCBI's taxonomy places the organism in Eukaryota, Metazoa, Mollusca, Gastropoda, Lepetellida, Haliotidae. Gene Ontology annotation, molecular function: ubiquitin protein ligase activity; cysteine-type endopeptidase inhibitor activity involved in apoptotic process. Bases 2651 to 4624 code for a protein of 657 amino acids. Gene Ontology annotation, biological process: negative regulation of apoptotic process; positive regulation of protein ubiquitination; regulation of cell cycle. The record is from RefSeq and is a predicted model, not a curated record. The transcript has 6 exons. Gene Ontology annotation, cellular component: nucleus; cytoplasm.